This is a messenger RNA of Amaranthus tricolor (Joseph's coat), 1600 nucleotides long. RefSeq names its product RNA pseudouridine synthase 7. NCBI's taxonomy places the organism in Eukaryota, Viridiplantae, Streptophyta, Magnoliopsida, Caryophyllales, Amaranthaceae. The transcript has 12 exons. Gene Ontology annotation, biological process: pseudouridine synthesis. The record is from RefSeq and is a predicted model, not a curated record. Gene Ontology annotation, molecular function: pseudouridine synthase activity; RNA binding. The coding region runs from base 144 to 1358 and encodes 404 amino acids.
CAAUCAAAUUGCAACUUUAACCGGAAUUUAUUAAGUGAUACUAGGGCAACCGAGAAUAGACCUAAUUCUCUCGGUUCUAGCAUCUAAGUAGUUGAGCAUUCGACAAAUAUGGUGAUUGCAGUACGAUAUCUAAUGGGUGGAAAAUGAAGAGGAAAAGAGAAGAAACACAAAUCGACUCGGUUGAAGCCAUAGCUACCCCUUGUAUCACCACUACUGAUACUGAUAACAACAUCACCAUGGACAUUGUUUGGCAAACGCCUGCUAAUCCUCCUCAUCGUGACGAUUACAUUUUUCAUAAAGGGAGGCGCCAUGUUAAACCUUAUUACUUUGAGUUUAUUUGUCAUGUAAAAAAUCGUUGGGCUGGGAAAACUAUAGUUGAUAUGUUCACUGAGGAAUUUAAAGGGCGACCUCAGGAUUACUAUGUUAGAGCUGUUAAAUGUGGACGAAUUCAGGUUGAAGGAAAAAAUGUCUCAAUUUACUAUAGAGUCAAACCGUCAGAGAAGAUCAGCCACUUUGUGCACAGGCAUGAACCACCGGUUAUGGCCUGGGAUGUCUCAGUUCUGAAGGAAGAGGAAGAUGUGUUAACUGUCUGCAAACCUGCUUCUGUCCCUGUUCAUCCCUGUGGUCAAUAUCGGAAGAAUACAAUAGUUGGAAUUCUUGAAGCAGAACAGGGUUUAGCCCCAUUAUUCCCAAUACAUAGGUUGGAUCGCCUAGUCUCUGGACUUCUGAUAUUAGCUAGGAGCUCUUCUAAGGCUGACACUUUCAGACAGCAGAUUGAAGCAGGGCUUGUGCAUAAACAGUAUAUUGCAAAGGUUGUAGGGGUAUUUCCAGAGGGUGAGCAAGUUGAUGCAAAUGUAAAUUAUGAUGCUCGUGAAGGAAGAAGUUAUGUGGAGGUUGGUGAUGGUUCUUCCGAUAUAAAGCUGAAGGGGAAGGCUGCUUGUACAAAAUUCAAAAGAAUAAAAACCGAUGGAAAAUACAGCGUUGUUUUAUGUGAACCUAUCACUGGACGAACUCAUCAGAUAAGAGUUCAUCUACAGUAUACUGGUCAUCCAAUUGCCAAUGAUAUGCUCUAUCUUGAUGAAUCAGCUGGUAGGCGCUCUACUGCAGGAACAGGUGUUGAUAGAGCUGCUGCUAGAUUGAGGGAUUCUCUUUCAUGGGAAAUAUCCGGAAAUAACGAGGAUUCAGAAGAGGAAUCCGUCAAUAACUUUAGCAAGGAUCCUAUGUGUACUCAUUGCCCAAGUUUGGCUCCUAAUGGGUAUGAUGGGUGUGAGGAAGGUUUAUGGCUACAUUGUAUAAAAUACACAGGUCCCGAUUGGACAUACGAGUGCCCAUACCCAGAUUGGGCUUCACUUGAUUGAUGCAAAGUUUAGUUCUGGUUUCAGAAUUAUUCUCCUGCUCCAAUUCUCAGGGUCGGGCAACUUCCUGUUAGAACAUAUCAAGCUCAUAUUUGUUGCAGUUAGGAUUAUACUCUUGAUACAUUAGAUUGAAUUCCUAAUUUAUAACGAAACUUGAUUAAUUUGAUGUAUGUUUUUUAUCCACUUUCUACUAUAUGCAGAACAUUUUUGGUAAUUAAUCUCUAUUUAGUUUUCUGAUUGAUACA